This is a messenger RNA of Truncatella angustata, 921 nucleotides long. RefSeq lists its product as uncharacterized. The coding region runs from base 1 to 921 and encodes 306 amino acids. NCBI's taxonomy places the organism in Eukaryota, Fungi, Ascomycota, Sordariomycetes, Amphisphaeriales, Sporocadaceae. The record is from RefSeq and is a predicted model, not a curated record. The transcript is spliced from 8 exons.
AUGAAUUUUGAUGGCUGGGAGAAAUUAAUUGAGAAGGAGAUUGCUUUACUGCCCUUCUCAGUAUCAGAAACACGCUUAGUUGCAAUGAUUCAAUAUUGGGACGCGGCUUGUACCUCCGUGUACACCUGUAUCAGGAGCUUACUUGGCGGGCUAUCCGAGAUGAGGCCUAAUAUUCCAUCUGCUGUGGGUGUUCGUCCAGAGAGGCCAUACAGCCCUGGACACUAUUACUUUAACAGCGGUGUACUGUCUCUUUUAAUAUCAUACUGGUGGCUUCCUAUUCGAAUUCUGCACCAAGGUACGCCUUUCGCAGUGGCACCCAUGCGUCACUCACUUAUGGCAACAGAAUUGAUUAUCAAUACGGAGAAGGGCGACGUAGCCGUAUACGCGGGCAGCGGAGAUCAGUCGAAAGCUUUCCACUCGUUCAAGCAGAUGAUCCGAGGUCCAUUGGCAGAAAAGAAGCGGGAUAACCAUGGCAGAACGAUCAUCAACUUGCCCGAUCACGAUCCUGCCGCCAUGGAUGCACUUCUUGCCAUCGCACAUGCUCGGGACUGUACCGCUGGGGAUGAUGACUUGUGCUGGGAACGAUUCCUGUUCAUCGCAUGGGAGUUGGGCGAUGCAGGAUGGGCCAAAGAACUCAUUAUGAUGCUUGCCAUGUCUGACACGUCCAAACCGCUAUAUUUCCUCCAAUUCGACUCCAUAACUGGCAUCGACACACAAGAUGAUUGCAACACAUAUCGUAAAGGUCAAUUUGAAGAACAGUUUUGGAAUCGCGGCUGGACAUCAAUCCCAACAACAGAGGAGUGGCGCGGUGACCCAAUAACUUUGUUGCUCGAGCUGAGCGCAUUCGUUCCUAAGCCAAUCAAAUCGCACAAGGGGUUAUGCGGAAAAAAAACUCGCAAUGAUUUCGAACUGGAGAUGUGA